CCAUUCCGACCGCAGCAUAGCGACCGAGCUUGACUACGGGGGAGAACCGCACACAGCCACUUAAAGGAAAACACAACAUUUGGAAACAAAUGAGAAAGAAACGCGCUACUUUUUCCAAAGAAAUUGCCGAAAUGCACCGGAGGUGAUAGGAAUGCAUCGGCAAAACACGAAGAUACGGAAAACGUUUGUGUGGAGUAACUAACUGUGUGCGGUGCCUAUAUACAACGAGCUUUUGGGCUAACAGGCUAGCACAGUUGUCGCUAAAACAUGGUGGGCAGACACUGAGCGAAAACCCCCCACCAUAGACUCGCUCAUAUGUGGAGACUACUGGAAAAUUAGCUAUAUUUUCUGCUCGGAGGGAAUUGUGUGGACUUUAAAAUCGACUUUCGACUUCUUUUUCUUGGAGGAAAACUCUCGCGCACGACCUUUGAAAGUUUUUUGACGUCUCGCGCAAGUUAACCGUCCAUCAAUCUCCGCGAGUAAAGAUGAUUGACUGUUUGAUGUAGUGCGUACUCGACCGAGAAUGCACAAGAAACGAGGAGUUUCUGAACAUAAAAGCGCAACUCCUGCGGCAAAGUUACGCGAUUCAGAGCAUCACACCCUCGUCCAUUCAUUUAACAGCGUUUGCUCGUGGAAACAAUGCUCGGUAUAGCCUGCACGAAUUGAACUGGAAUAUUGGAACACGUAUGAUAUGGAAUACAUCUGUCAGUGGUUAAUUAAUGGCACUUUCCCUAUGCGUGGGGUUUAACUUUUUUGGACUAACUUAGUCCACGCAAAGCAACACAUGGUUUGCUUUCAAAUCAACUUAGAAGACUUACAGAGAAAAUUACAUGGAGACUAGUUGGUCAUGCCAAGGAAGGAGUUACCAUUGCCAGAGGGUUGGGAAGAGGCCCGAGAUUUUGACGGGAAGGUCUAUUAUAUAGACCAUAUAAAUCAAGCCACCAGUUGGAUUGACCCAAGGGAUAGGCAGACUAAGCCUCUGACUUUUGCUGACUGUAUUGGAGAUGAGCUGCCUGUGGGAUGGGAGGAGGCCCACGACCCCCACGUUGGAGCCUAUUAUGUCGACCACAAUACCAAGAGCACCCAGUUGGAGGAUCCACGGGCUCAGUGGCAGCGGGAGCAGGAGCUCAUGUUGCGGGAUUAUCUGAGCGUGGUUCAGGAUGCGUUGAGCGCCCAAAAGGAGAUCUACCAGGUCAAAGAACAGCGACUUCACCUGGCCCAGCAGGAAUAUCGGCAGCUAAAUGAUGCUUGGAGGGACAAGGCGGCCUCACAGACCAGCCUAAAUUCCAGAUCCUCAUCAAGCAGUAAAUAUGACCCUGAAAUCCUCAAAGCGGAGAUUGUUACAGCAAAAAGCCGGGUAAAUAAGCUGAAGAGAGAUUUGGCCUUUAUGAGGCAAGAACUGCUUUAUAAGGAGCAAGGCUUUGAGACGUUGAAAGAAAUUGAUCACAAAGUGUCCAGUGCCUCGCAUGGCUACAAACUGCAUGAAGCCCAGGCCAUCCUGAAGGAGGUGAAGACCAUUAAAGAUGCCAUCAGCUCUGGGGAGAAGGAGAAACAGGAGCUCAUGCGGAAACUGGCUGUGCUGAAGGAUGAUUUCCAGUUAGAUUAUGGCUCUCAGUCUGACCUGUGGGCCAGCAAUCCGUCCCUGGCCAACUCAAACCUCUCUCUGCCCCGUGUCUACUCGGACGCCGGGUCUCAAACAGACAUCCCUGCUGAGUUUGUAUCAAGCUCAAAUAAACUGGCUGAGAAGGUACGACUGAGCCUGAAAUAUGAGGAGGCGAAAAGAAGGAUUGCAAAUAUUGAGGUCCAGAUUGCUAAGCUGGAUAGCGAGGCAUGGCCGGGCCUGCUGGACCCGGAGAGAGAUCGCUUAAUCCUCAUCAACGAGAAGGAAGAGCUGCUAAAGGAACUGCAGUAUGUAAAGCCGCGCAAGCGCGCACCCAGCGAGGCAGAGAAGAUCGAAUCUGAAAAGAAACGACUCGAGAAGGACCUGCAAGCUGCACGGGACAACCAGAGCAAAGCACUGACCGAGAGGUUGAGGCUGCACUAUAGGAGAAACAAACUAGUGAAGGAGCUGGAGGAGACAGUGAGGUUGGCGUCUUCCCUGCACACCCAGCUGAAAAGUCUGUCCGCCAGCACGCUGUCAUGUUCCUCGGGCAGCAGCCGUGGAUCGCUGACUUCCAGCCGAGGAUCCCUGGCCACCUCCAGCUUGGGCUCCACUUCCUCUCUCAGCUUCACCGACAUCUACCUGGAGCAGCCCGAAUUGGGCGACCCUGACUUCCAGGACAAACUGGACUAUAUUUUGCAGGAUGGAAGCGCCUCUGGUUACAGGCCUUCCAGUUCAAUCACCACCAUCCAUGAGAAUGAGGUCUCCUCAUCCUCCGGGCAGGUGGGCGGCGGGUCGGGGGUGGCCCAGAGAACACAAGUGCUGAGGCUUUCGGAGACCCCUCACUCCAUGAGCUCCCUGUCCCCGCGUUCCUCGCUGUCUUCCCUCUCUCCUCCUUGCUCGCCCCUUGUUACUGAUGCUUCCUUCCUGUCAGGAGAGGCCUUUUCUGGCCCGGCCUCACAGUUGGAUUUAGAUCUGCAAACCAGGCUGAUGGAGCUCCGGCUAGAAGAGGACCAGCAGCAGGGGCAGCUGGCUUACCGUGACAACAAACAAGACAGCAUUAUGGCCGCAGUAGAGUCUUCGAAAGAUUCUGUUACGCAAACGAGGGUGUCCGCGCCUGGACCGAAGAAGGCGGGAGUAACGUCGGCAGUGUCUGACGAAUCGGUUGCAGGUGACAGUGGGGUGUACGAACCCUCAGAGAAAAGGCCUGGGCUUCCUGUCGAGCAGCUGCUGGGUUAUGAUGACGUGAGCUCGGCGAGCAGCGCUCAGAUCCAACUCGGCCUGAAGUAUGAAGCGAAAGAGAAGAGGUUCACAGUGUUCGUAAUGCAGCUGUCCAACUAUAGCGCGCUCUCCCUGCCAGCCAACCAGAACAUAUAUGUUCGUGUGGUGGUGCUGCCGUGCUCUGAGCCCGUUCGCUGUUUGUUCCGCACCCACGGCGCUCUUCCGCAGGAACCCGUAGAGCUCAAGGAAGCGUUUAGCCUGCAGAUGUCCUCCACUGCUCUCAGACAGAAGACCCUACGCAUUGAUGUCUGUACCACCAGCAAAUCUGGCCGAGAAGACUGUCUAGCUGGUGCUCAGAUCAGUUUGGCUGAUGAGGAGUAUUCAGAGGAGUGGUGCACCAAGUGGUACAACCUCCUCAACUGCACGUACAUGCCAGAAAUGGAUAGAAAGCACAAGGAAACAGAGGUCUCCGCUCAGCAGGAGCUGGCUUCAGCUCCCAGCACCUCAGAGACCGCCACUGCACACCUGGAGAACGUUCCUGUGGAGGACUGGCCCACAGAGGCAUUAGAUGGUGACGUGUUUGUGGAUGGAGAAGGUAGUGAUGUUGAGGAGGGUGAGGAGUUCUAUCCCGAUGAAUGCCCGUGGGAACAGGAGGAAGAGCCGGUUAAACUUGGACCAACAGCAGUGAUAACGGAAAAGGUGAAUAAGGAGACAAGUGUGGACGGACUCCCCCAUUCUGCUUCUGUAGUUCGGCCCAAGGAGCGACGACACGAUGUUCAUCAGCAAAACCCUUUCAUGAGAGGGAACACCAUCAUACGGUCCAAGACAUUUUCACCUGGACCUCAGAGCCAGUAUAUCUGCAGGAUCAACCGCAGCGACAGUGACAGCUCCACCCUUUCUAAGAAAUCUCCAUUCGUCCGGAACGCUUCUGAGAGACGCAGUGUUCGAAUGAAGAAGCCACCAAUGCAGAUCAAAGGUCUGGACGGGCUUCUGCGCACCUCUCUGGAUCUGGAGUUAGACUUGCAGGUGACUCGCACACGGCAAAGCCGACUGAACGAGGAACUGCGUGUGCUGCGGGAGCUAAAGGAGCAGUUGGAGAACGCCCGUCUGAAGGGCCAGCACGUCCUCCCCGCAUGGGUACAGGAGGACGAGCGCUUUCGUCUGCUGCUCAAACAUGCAGAGAGACAGACCCAGGAAGAGCAGCUACAGGAACAGAGGGUAGAGAAGAUGAUGCGAGCGGCGGCCAAGGAUGUGCACAAGAUCCGUGGACAGAGCCUCAAGGAGGUCCCUGGAGUCCAGUCCUUUAGAGAAAAGAUGGCCUUCUUCACCAGAGCGAAGAUAAACGUUCCUGACCUACCAGCCGACGACGUGUAGAAGAUAUUCUUCUCAACUGCUUUUGUUUCCAUGGAGACAAAACUGACAUCUGGCAGUAUUAUGAAUAAUGAAGAAUGGUGUGACAGGAAAAUGUAUGUUGGGCAGGAAAAAUGUCAUUUUAAAACACUGGGUUGUAACUCUCAAAACUGAAAUUGUAUAGAUCCGUGUUUUUUUUUUUUUAGAUAGAUUUAUUUUUGAAAUUUCACCAUGUUCUGUUACUAACAAGAGUAUGUCAGUAUCUGUUCUA
Rhinichthys klamathensis goyatoka is the source of this 4442-nucleotide messenger RNA. RefSeq names its product WW and C2 domain containing 1 (gene wwc1). Gene Ontology annotation, biological process: negative regulation of organ growth; cell migration; regulation of hippo signaling. The transcript has 22 exons. NCBI's taxonomy places the organism in Eukaryota, Metazoa, Chordata, Actinopteri, Cypriniformes, Leuciscidae. Gene Ontology annotation, molecular function: molecular adaptor activity; kinase binding. The coding region runs from base 848 to 4195 and encodes 1115 amino acids. The record is from RefSeq and is a predicted model, not a curated record. Gene Ontology annotation, cellular component: cytoplasm.